AUGCCGCUCUCCCGCUCCACCGGCCAAAUGCCCGAAGCCACUUGGACACUGGGCUUCAGGGAGAUGACAGAGCCCUGGAAAGGUGCCGUGGGCUGCCUCGGCGUCGCGGUGUUCUUUGCCAUGACCAUCGGCAUCAUCUCGUGGCAGGCGCUGGAGCAGUCGCCGGAGGAGUGGGUGCUGCGGGGCCGGCGGGGCGGGCUGCUGUGGGAGCGCCGGCGCGGGGCCCUGCUGCUGCGGGCGCUGCCGGCGGGGCGCAGGGUGGCCGUGGUGGCGGUGGGAGGGGUGCCGGCCGCGGAGCCCCCGCCGCCGCGCGACCGCUGCUGGCACGAUGGCGGCCAGUUCUGCUACGCAUGGGAGGAGGAUGCUGAGCUCCGGCUGUCCCUCGAGCCCCCGCCGGCCCCCGCCACCGAAUGCUACAGCGUCCGCUGGACCCCGCUGCGCCCCGAUGUGAUGCUGAAGGAUUGCUUCUCCAUGGUCAACAUCUCCUGGUAUGGAGGGCCGAGUCUCCCUGCCCAGCGCUGGCCACUCAAUGGCGCCGAGAGCCACGCUCAGCCCUUCGUCAGUGGAGACUUCAGCAAGAAUCCCAUGGGAUUCGGGCCUGUUCUGGAAAGAUACUUCUUGGGUUCAACAGGCGUGACAGUAACUGUGGCUCCCGAUGUGCCCGUGCUCCUCUCACUGGAGAGCAACCAGCAUUUCUGCCUGGAGUCGCCGGCGGGGAGAGCUGCCGAGCCCCUGCACUACACCCUCUGUGUCAGCACGGACAUCGCGGCCGCGCACCGGCACAUGGGCACCCAGCUCAGCGGGCAGGAACGGGCGCUGCCGGACACGGCCCUCCUGGGGUCUCCGAUCUGGCGGUAUUCUGGUCCAGCGGGCUCAGCUGCCAAAAUAAAACGAGGUCUGAGGUCACUGGCCAAGAGAUUGAAGCGACAUCGUCUUCAGGAGGGGGUGCUGGUCCUGGGGGAGCACUGCACUGCCAUCCUCGCUGCUGCGGACCAUGCCCCCUUGGAGCGGAGGAAGAGGCAGGAUCCGAGCCGUGCCUGGGACCCUUCCAUGCUGGCCCCGCUGCAGCUCGCUAUCACACUGUCCCCAUACACCAGCAUCUCCUCCCCGCUGUUCCUGCACACGCUGCAGGAUGGACACACAGCGACCUACUGGCUGAGCCUGCAGCCCCACAUCGGGGGCAGCCCGAUCCCUCUGCUGACCACAUGGAAGGGGCAGCUUUGUGCCCGCCUGAAUGUCACCAGCGAAGCGGCGCUGAGCUGGUAUCUGGCACGUGCCCGACGCCUGCGGCAGGUGCUGGGUGCCACGUACAUGGUGUUUGAGGGUGCUGAGGGCAACGCCUUCCUGGAGCAAGCUGUGCCCCCUCCUGCCGAGCUGGCAGGCGACCGGUACACCAGGGUGUUGGCAGAGGCACUGGCUACACUGGGAAACGCCACUGUCAUCAGCGCCGGUGCCAGAUCCAGUCACCUACCUCUCUUCAUCCAGAUGAGCCCCCUGCGCUCAGACUGGAGCCACGCUGGGCUGAAGGGGGUUAUUCCCUCUGUGUUGCACUACAGCCUCCUGGGCUACAACUUCUUCAUCCCUGAUGCAGUAGGAGGGAGCCUGGCUGGUGACACCCCAAGGGACAUGGAGCUCUACGUGAGGUGGCUGCAGAUUGUGACGUUUCUGCCUGUGAUGGCCUUCAGCACACCGCCCUGGCUCUGCUGCGAUGCCUGGGUCCUGAACCUCACCCGUCGCUGCAUCCAGAGGCACCGGGACUUUGUUGUGCCACUGCUCAUCAAAUACAGCUCGGAAUGGCUCAGCUCGGGGUAUCCCAUCUUCCGGCCAGCCUGGUGGCUCAGCCCCACGGAUCCAGCCGCUUUUACCAUUGAGGACGAGUUCCUCAUUGGAGAUGAGGUUCUGGUUGCCCCAAUAACAGACAAAGGGCAAACGUGGAGAGACAUCUACCUGCCUGGAGAGGGGCACCUCUGGAUGGACACCAACACUGCCCAUGUGUUCGAUGGAGGCACCAUCCUCAGGAAUUACUCUGCUGGCCUUGCAGAGGUGCCGGUCUUUGUGAAGACCUCCUAA
This is a messenger RNA of Strigops habroptila (Kakapo), 2070 nucleotides long. Its product is annotated as SITS-binding protein-like. The coding region runs from base 1 to 2070 and encodes 689 amino acids. The transcript has 10 exons. NCBI's taxonomy places the organism in Eukaryota, Metazoa, Chordata, Aves, Psittaciformes, Psittacidae. The record is from RefSeq and is a predicted model, not a curated record.